CUUCUUCUUCGUCCUCCUGCCGCUUGGUGUUGCUUCUUUUCGUGUGCUUUUGCUGCUGGGGCUACUCCUUUUUUCGUCUUCUUCUUUUUAUCGUCGUUCUCGGGUUUUUCCAUUUUCAUUCGACAUUUUUUUUGCUGCUUUCUUCUUCUUCUUCUCGACCCUUCUCCCUUUCCUCGCGUUCUUUUGAAUGUGUGUGUUUCAAUAUGGCUGUGCUUGCGUUAUUUGUUGCGUUUUACGAGUUGAAUUUGAAUUCAUGUCUCAGGCAUGCUGAGGUCGACCUGUAUUUUUGCUAGAUUGGGUUGUUCGUCGUUGGGUGGUUGCUCUAGUUUUCAUGCCUUUCAACAUGUCAUUUAUGUAUUUAUUGUAGUAUCUUGGAAUUAACUGAUUCAAAUGGGAGUUAUGAUUCACUGAAGUCAAUGCUCACAAUGUGAAACCCGAAUGUGGAGCAUCUUUUGAAUGAUGGCAUAUAUACGUUCCAUUCUUAGGGAGAAAUUUCUGCUUCAUGAUUUCUCUUUCGAAAGCUUGAAAUGAAAGUGGACUCUACGAAUAAAGACACAGCAAUUGGCUUUUUGAAGAUGCUAUCAACUUGCUGUGAGUAGCAUACAGCUAUGAAACAUGCGAGCUUGGACACAGACAUGUUUUCUUGCAAAUCUUCAUUAUGGCGAUAUCUUCAUAAUUUCAUGAUUAAUUCACUUUUUUUUUUGUUUCAUUUGUUUGAUGGUGAUGUCAUCACAAUAAUUUGAAAAUAUCACUGGUAGUUAUGACAAUCCUUUGAAUACAUAAAGGGAUAAUAUGCAAGUCAAUUCAUGUCCUACUUUAAUAAACUUUGACCUUCUUGCUACAGCCCUAAAAAUGUCAGUAUCAUGUAAUAGGAGACAAAUGGCACGAUUAACAUGAUUCAUGAUGAUUUUGUACUCCAAUACAUGUUAACUUUGUACUGAAAAACGCAGAGCUUUCACAGAGCAGUUUUUAAUGGAUCCUGUUCCACUUCACGAUUAUGUUAUUGCUCAGCAACGUUCUGUGGGGGACUCAUCAAAUAAAAGAAAAGCUGCAUGCUUGGGACACAUGAGUGAUUCUUAUUAUGAAAAAUUAUCUCAGAGUGAGGAAAGGAAUCAGGAACUUGCUGCCCAAAGAGGUACUGAUAAUGAUAUAAUUAAUGGAACACUCCUUGGAGAAAAUCUGCAGGGGCAUGCUGCAGGGAGGAUGUCAAAUCACAAUUUCCUAUUGCCCCAAGAUGUACAACAAGAACCAUGUGGUCUAUCUCAUGAAAGUCAAGGCAAAACGCCCCUGUCAUAUCCUGGUGUAAAAGAUAUUCAUGUGGGAAGUGCUACAUCUUUUUCUAGUUAUAGUCGUGGAAUGGUUUCUGGUCGAAAGGAUUGUGUUCCUGCAAGCACGUCGUCUCUCAUGGAUGCAGGCAGCAUUAUUCCUCCUCACUAUUUCACACCUAUGAAGACUUCAGAAAUGAUAUCACGUCCAGGGUUGCAGCCUUCAUCGGUAAGUCCUUUGCUUGAUAAGGACUUGUACCAUUUGAGCUACAAAAACAUGAAUUCAGCUGUCAAUGUUAGCCAGAAUGCUCAAGGAUUGGGUAUAGAAUUGGAUAAUCUGGACCAUCCAAACAUAAGAGACAAAGCAUCUUCUGUCAGCUUCAACAAUAAUAAUGAAGGUCUAGGUGCUACCAGUGCCAACAAACUUUCAGAUGCUCACGCUGAGGUUUCUCAAUCAUCUGUAUUUGCUAAUGGUAGUUCUGGUAACUUUCAGCCACAUUUCAAAAAAACCUGUCGUCAAGCUGCUAUUGGUCGCUGCAUAAGUUCAAAGUCCACACAAACUAUAAUGGAUGCCCAGCAUGUUUUGGGACUAGUUGGCAACGCAGUUUCUGCCAUUAAUUGUGGCUGCUUGAUGGAAAUAGAUUCAAAUAACAGUAAUGCCUCAUCUGAGGGUUCUGAGCUGAGAAGUUUAAACCAACAGACUGGCCAAAAUGAUUCAGAAACUGAAAAUAUGAAGCACGCUUCGUCCAGGAAAUACCAGGGUCCAAAUUCUCAUGAUAGUGAAGAGCGUAAGGGCCAAAAAGACCUUCCUUGCUCUUCAUUGGCUGGGAUAGUUAAUCUUCACGACAAGAAUGCAGUACCAUCAUCUCAGGAGGCACUUUGGAAUGGUUUCUUACAACUAAAUGCAUCUUUAACCGUUGCAACAGUCGCUUACUUCAAGAGUGGUGAGCAGAACUCAAAGAUCAAUUGGCCUGAACAUAUAGAGGUCAAAGGAAGAGUAAGGCUGGAGGCCUUUGAGAAGUUCAUUCAAGAUCUUCCUCGUUCUCGCCACCGUGCACUGAUGGUACACCUGCAUGUGGUAUCAUUUUGUGGGAGUGUUAGUUCCUCAAAGGCUGGGUUAGUGGGCAUGGAGGAGGUGGCCAAGAGCUAUGAAGAAAGCAAGAGGAUAGGGUUUGCAGAGGUCUGUCCAGGUAUUGAUCUUUACAUCUGUCCACGCUCUGAAACCAUAAUUACAAUACUUGCAAAAUAUGGUUUCUACAAAGGCAUGGCUACAGCACGAGGCAACCAUUUGCUUAUUGGCUGCAUUGUGUGGCGAAGAAACCCUAAUUCCAGGCAAAAAUCAUUUGAAAAGAGGAAACAGAGUUCUCCAGAAAAAAAAUUGGAUUCUACAAGCAGCUUGCAAGGUGCAGAUGCAAGAGCACCUUUACCAUCAUGUACUGUGCAAAAAAGUGAUCCUAAACUGCUUAUAUCAGCUCCACCUGCCAAGCAUGUGUAUGCACCAGUAAAGAAUGUUAGUCAGGGACCGGUAGCUAAUUCAGCAGGUGGUUAUAUGGUACCCCUUGCUGCCACUCGUGAAGAAAGUGAAUCAACGUGUGGCAAUGGACUUCCAGAAGUUGGCAUUUCUUUGUGCAGUUUAACUUCAAAGUCAACAGGCUUAUCCUUUACAGGGCCAGAUUCAAGCUAUUUGCUGGACAUUGGCAGGCAGUUUUUGACAAAUAAUAAUUCAAAUUUUCAGGCCAUGGCGAAGAAACCAGCUACAGAGUCUAAAGAAGUGAUGAGUGCUGGCCAUAAAUUACCUGGAAAGCAAUCAAAUCAGCAGACAUCAAAUUUAUCUGAUGAUGAUGAUCUUCCAGAGUUUGACUUUAGCAAAACAUGCGGCCUUGCAAGAUGCACUAGCAGUAUGCCUCCUACAGUUGAUAGUGAGGGCCAAAUUGCUGGUGUUCAUUCAUCUGACAGCCUAGGAGCAAGGAAAUGUGAUGGAUCUGCAACCACCGCACUGCUUGACAUAAUCCCAAGGCCCACGUUGGUUCCACAAGGUUCUGAGUUUCCCAGGCUUCCCAAGCCUAUAGUGACCGAUACUCAUGGAACUUCUAUUUUAAAUAUGAUUCGGAAAUCUGACUGUGAACCACCAUGUCUGCCUGUUCCUCAGGCGAAGAGCCCAGGCGGGCAGCUGAAUGGAGCCAGAUCUGUAGGUACGACUGUGGCUACAUCUGUGCCAACACCAUUGUCUGCUUCCUAUCUUAGAAAGUUGUGGGAUGAUGAUGAUGCUAUGCCUGAAUGGCGCCCACCAUAUCUGGAAGUGAAGGAACCAGUAGAAUCGAGGGCUCCACCUGCAAGUGGACCUUUGCUUCCAUUGCAGGAACCUCAAUCAACAGUUGCAAAUAUAGUUCCCCAGCCUCCCAUUCACAAGGUACCAUCCGGAUUAGCAAAUCCAUUUCGGCCCUCAGCACCAACCAAUCCGUUGCUACAUUCACGUGUCCCUUGCUAUGGUCGUCUGCCCACUGGUGUAACUCCGGUAAAGAGAAAUACAGGCAUGCAUGCUGACCCAGGGAACAUCGGCUCAAAUUAUAAUUCAAAGUCUGCUUCAGCCAAGGUUUUCAGGCCAAGCUCCAACUCCAGAUUUGAGUCAAAACCUCCUGUCAAUAGAAGGGGAUGGAAGCACUAGAAUCCUAGAUGUUACCAUAAGCUAUCCUUCCAUGUAUAUGUUAGUUGGAGAAUGUAGAUCCGCCCACUAGAUUCUCAGCGAAUGUGAGCAUGCUUAAAAUGUAAAGAAUGCUUCUCUUUGUACAGAAACUCCUUACUGUAGAUUGAUCUCUUCAUAUGCUAAGUUUUGAUAA
Messenger RNA from Nymphaea colorata (pocket water lily), 4102 nucleotides. RefSeq lists its product as uncharacterized. NCBI's taxonomy places the organism in Eukaryota, Viridiplantae, Streptophyta, Magnoliopsida, Nymphaeales, Nymphaeaceae. Gene Ontology annotation, biological process: DNA-templated transcription. Gene Ontology annotation, cellular component: nucleus. The transcript has 6 exons. The record is from RefSeq and is a predicted model, not a curated record. Bases 973 to 3930 code for a protein of 985 amino acids.